AUCAAUCAAUUUUUCACGAGAAACUAUCAAGUAUUUAAUCUUCGAUGAAAUUAAAAUAAAAUUCAAACAAUUAGAUUCAAAUAUUGACCAAAGCACAUAAUAACAUUUUUACUCUGUAAUUGAAAUUAUUUGCACGACAACUAUAACAUGCUAAAACAAAACAAAUUUACAAAAACAUCCUAAAUCUAAGGACAGUUUUUGGUAGAAACGUCAUUGGAUGUAUCACAGCAACAAAUGUUUAGACAAGAAUAAAGAAAUUUCUUUACAAAAUGAAGUCCAAAUAGAAGCCCAGACAGCUUAACAUCAACGACAAAACAAUUUCAGACUACAUUCAUAGAAUUAAUACCGUUAACGUUGUUUUUACUAGCAAUACAUAAAACUUUUUGUUUUUUUAAAACGAAUACCAAACAUAGCUUCACCGAAAACUUAUAUUGUGCUUACUGUGAUUUGUUUCCAGCCCCAGUUCAAGCAGUUUAACAAGCGGUAACAACAGACACGGGUGACACCCUUGUACCUUGGGUACCAGAGCCACAAAAAUACGCUCCUCUGACACUCCACACCUAUCUUUUAUUUCUGCGCUAGAAAUGGUGUUGCUCUGGUACCCAGGGUAACAUCCUUGUUGAUUAGUCGGUCUGAAAUAAUUUUUUUUCCUAAGGCCAGAUCCGUUUGUGGUUGUUUUACGACCAACGAGCUAACGUUGAAAACUAUUCUUGGGGCAUAAUUAUUUUUUCGAAUAUGAUUUUCCCCAUUUGCUAACGUCUUAUUAUGCCCUGGACCAGAUAAAAGUUAAAGAUUUGUUCUCAAAUGCAGACUUUUUGAUAUAUCUGUGAGAUGAAAUAUAAUCCAGGAAUAUAGCCACAUAAAAUUGCUACACGUACAUAACAAAUCACUGCAGGAUUAUGAAACUCUAUUGGUACGACUAGAAAAGCUAUCUUCUGGUAGCAUAUUCUGGAAUCUGGUCUACCUGACUCCUUAAAAGGCAACUUUUUAAGGAUUUCAAUAAUAAUCUUCCAGGCAAGUGUCACUGCAAUCAUGUCAUCCACGAGAUUACUUCCCUGUCGCGGCGGCUAACCUACGAAAAAGAAUUUGAUUUUGUAUGCUUGGUAUUUGGUUUUUUGGGAAUAUUUCCUUACAGAAGCCUAAUUACUGCUUGUAAAUGCAUGAUUAAAAAGACGGCGAUCCAUGCUUGCGUUGUCAAGCCAUUCAAUGAAAUAUUCAUGCUCACAAUCGUCGUAUUUGCCUAUUUCGCUUUUGACAGUCCAAGAUACAAGGCCGCGUAUUUACCUUUGUAAACACGCUUUAAAUGAGGCGCAAAGCUUCUUGUAAACAAUAGUAAAGCAAAGGCGAAGUAUUGCUAAAACCAGCCAAGGAAACGAAAACAACUUGAUUGCAUUGACUACUGUCAAUAGGGAAGUAAAGGACAGACUAUAGCUGAAGUAAAAUAGGAAACCAUGUUCAUGAUAGUGAAGUAUGGAGAAUGCAAGGAACAGUUCUUCAAUACCGACUGCCGAACAAAAGUUCUUCUAGAAUGCAUCAAAGAAAAAUGCGAUGCCAUGAAUGAAGAGCUAAUAGACUUAGCAGAUGAGAAUGGCGAUGUUAUGUUUCUAAAUGAAAGAAGAAACAGCUAUGGAAAAGAAUUUCUUAAACCAAGAGGAGUUUAUGUUCUAGUUAAAAGAGAAAAGUGCUCCCAGAAUUAUCCCAUAUACACACCUCUCCUGCAGGACAGUAUUAUCGUAAACGAAGGGUUCCUGAGACAAUUGAGCUUGUUGCGAGAAGAGGCGAUAAAGAAAGAUGAAGAUCAAAGGUUAUUGGAAAACGAUGGGGCUACUAAUGGCAAGAACAAGAAUUCUUCAGGACGAAGAACAUAUUCUACCAGGGAUUCUAGUAACAGGCGGACUCAAUCCUUUCUUUAUGGAAAAAACAAAAAGCCAAACAAUACACGGCCAUCGCGAUGACGUCACAUUUGCAAAUGUCUCAUAAUGUAAUUAACUUAGGCCCAUUUACCACAUACCGUUUACUACAAAGCGUUGUCCAGUUUUAUUUUCAAAUUUGCAAAAAAUGGAUUGAAGGAUUGGAAUUUUCAUGUUAAAAUUAGCCUGUGCUGAAAAUUUCAUGUUGUUUGAACAGACAGGCCGCGAAUUACGCCCUGUAUAUUUCACCGGAAUUGGCUGCUGCAGUCAAACGAUUAAUUCAAAUAAUGGUGAUGCCAUACCCUGGUUACCAGAAUCUCCAUGAUUUAGUCUCAGCUAUAUUGUUAGAAGCAAGUCACCGAAAUUCUUUGCCACCACAACAGUCUUCAAUACUUUAUCCCCGGAUUCAUGAGGAUCUGGUACCCAGGGUAUAUUUUCCAUAGAAACAAAUUUGUUAACCUCAACUCAGAACUGAGAAUAAAAAGAACUAAAAAUUUGUCUAUUUUUUUUUUAAAUUUUUUUCCUUUAGAUGGAAUAUGAACCAAAAAUGGUCAUUUUAAUAACUUUCCCUAAUGCGGAAGCUUUUGAAAGAAGAUGGUAAAAAAGUGGCUUGCUAGCAACGAAUAAAUCGUAAGAGUAAACUCAAGUCCUGAAUACGAAAUCUACAUAAAAGAGGAGACUUGCUCUGCACUCUGCAUGAUAGAAAAGGCUGGUCAUGUCAUUUUCCUGCUUUUUAUGCAACUAGCUCAUUUGCUACUUAGCGGACUUUUAGCAACGUGUAGGGACGGAAAGCGUUCUGCUAUAAUGAUUUGGGUUUGAAAAAUUAUUCCCUCCUCUCUGAUUAUUCCUCAUGUGAGUUUGCUACACGAAAGAAACCAAUGUAUUAGAAAUGUACUUGGAGUUGUGCAACAUUAUCGAGCGUCAAGCACAGUCUCUUCUUGUUUCCUUCAAGGUUCGUUGCAAUAAACUUGCAAAGUUUCCGUGCAAAAACACAAGAUAACGUGUGAAACUUUUGCCCGCUGAAAAAUUAAUCCCUCCUCUCUGGCAAUCUCACCUCUCAAAAAAUCCCACGUUAAUGAAAAAAAACCCGCAGCGGGAAUACAAGUGAGAAUAUGAUACAGUAUAUAUCAUUGGAGAUGAAUAAAUAUUGAAAAAGACUAUAAAAUGAUGUCACAGACAACUUGAAUGUGUGCCAGUCGCAACCCUGUCUUUGAACCACAGUUGAUGGCCUCUGAUUUAAUAGAAAUCACAUAAAUUUACAAAACCUACUUUAUUGAAUUAAUGUUGUUUCUGAUUAUUCUAUUGAAUCCGUGUAGCUGAUGUUGAAGAAAAUAGAAUACAUUAAAUUUUCAAAGUUAUCAAUAAUUACUUUAAUAAAUUGUGAAUUUUAAGUCGAAAUUUUAUUUAUUCAAUUAACCAAAUAGAACUUAAUAAAGAUUGAGUAACCUAAUCAAAUUUGAAAUAUAUAGCAUUACUAGAAAUUUUUGUUGCCGUUUAUGCCACAAAGUCCUUUGCUUUAUCAUAGCCAGAAAAGAUUUGUUGGUUAUUCGCAAUAACCAAUAUUGUACCACAUUUUAAGUCAUGGAUUUCAAGCACAAGCUACAACCAACAAUUACUGCCUAAUAAUAGAAUUCAUUGAAAUGUUGAACAUACAACGGAAAUUUCCAAUAAAUUUGUAAGAAGGGCAAAUGAAUGGAACUGAAAAACUGGGACAACAAGAUCAUACUUUAAAGAAAACAUAAUUCGGUUAAAAAAAUCAGGACUCGCUUCAGUCAAGCUAAAGUGCGUGUAUCUCUAUGGAAGCAUAUAAAUGGUGGGAGCGAAUAUUUUUAGCAACUUUAAUACAAGAUAUCUUGAACCUUUUUUCAAACAAAAUUCUGUUAUAAGUUUUCUACUUGUUUCCCAUAAUUUUCAAAUUGAUUUUGCUUUUGAAAGCAAAUGUUAGCGCUUGAAAACCUUAAUUGAACCAUCAGUGACACAUUACAAAAUAUCUAUUCAUAUAAUUUUAUUCAUGAUGUAUCAUUUUCCUACCAUUAUGAAGGAACAAUUGGCA
This is a messenger RNA of Rhopilema esculentum, 3963 nucleotides long. RefSeq lists its product as uncharacterized. The record is from RefSeq and is a predicted model, not a curated record. Lineage: Eukaryota; Metazoa; Cnidaria; Scyphozoa; Rhizostomeae; Rhizostomatidae.